UGUGGGUUAUAUUGAUGAAACUUAAUUUCUCUGUUAGUAUUCAGAACCUCCAUAUCCUAUACAAGAUCUUGACACAGUUAAAUUCUUUAUGGAAAUCAGGAGAACAGAUAAACUUGUUCUUCACUGAAGAAGACAUAGUGAUAUAUCCAGAUGAGAAAUUGGCAUUUGAUCAAAUAUUUGGAAGAGUGCACAUCAGACCAAUCCCUGACGCUAAAACAGGAGUAGCAGAAGGGUUCUGCAAGAACUAUGUGGUAACUUCUCAAUGAGAGAACAAUGCUGUUCUCAUCACUCCGUACAAGUUCUCAGAGUUCAUGGAUUCCCUAAAAGUUAUGGUAGAGAUGGAGGCCGAAGGAGAGUUUAAGCUCACACAGAGGGAGACCACAGCUGGAAUAAAAAAGUAUCUCCAAACAGGCUGUAGAUCAGAUAGCGAAGGUGAAAAGUUUAACUAUUUCAUUGAGAUUGAGACUAUAUUUGACCCAAAGAAAUAUCCAGAAAAUAUAAUCCCUAAAGAAAUAAGCUUCGAAGUUUCUAGAGGCAUCAAUGAGAACUUCUUUGGAAAAUUCGUUGAUAGAUACAACCUCCUAAAUGAAGAUAGCGUUCAGAUUAAGUUCUGCCAUCUUGGCUUUGAAGAAGAAAAAGACGAAAAAGAAGUCCUUGAUUCCAAACUGGAAAGUGAUGAAUAUCAAAUAAUCCUACAAAGUCAGUUUAUUCAAAGCAAGCUUGAAGAUGCUGAAUUGAUGAUGAAGCUCAAUGAAUCCGAAAAGAAGAAGAAGUCGUACAAUGUGACACUAACAAAGACUAUCUUCAGGAAGUUUUUCUCAAUGAUUAAGCUUGGAGGUAACUCAAAGAUAGGAGUUGACCAUGAACAGUCCAUCGAUAUUCUCUACAGAAUUGGUGACUAUAAGUCUAUUACUGCAUACCUAGAAGCAGCUUCUUGAAAUAUCUAAUUCUUUAU
Molecule: messenger RNA, 955 nt
Organism: Moneuplotes crassus
Lineage: Eukaryota; Ciliophora; Spirotrichea; Euplotida; Euplotidae
Source: the annotation of a GenBank genome assembly